Funneliformis mosseae is the source of this 735-nucleotide messenger RNA. Lineage: Eukaryota; Fungi; Glomeromycota; Glomeromycetes; Glomerales; Glomeraceae. The record is from the annotation of a GenBank genome assembly.
AUGAAUUCUUUAGAAUUUGAAUCAAAGACGACAACUGUUCCAGAAGAAACUGGUAAAAAAGAAUAUUGGAUAUUCGGAUAUGGUUCUCUAGUUUGGAAACCGCCACCAGUAUACAAUAAAAAGUUAAUAUUUUAUUACCAGGAUAUAUUAAAGGACAUGUUCGGAGGUUUUGGCAGGCAUGUACUUUCUAUCAAAAUAGAGUUUAUUGGCACCUUAAAUUUAACGAUCCGAAUAUUUCGUGAUAUUAUUCUUCAGCGAAGUACAGACCAUCGAGGAACUAUAGAAAAACCAGGUCGAGUUGUUACAUUGAUCCCUAUUGAAGAGUGGAAAUUACUUGACGAUUUUCAUGAUCAUAAAGAAGACGAUGUUACAUGGGGUAUUGUCUAUAAAAUCAGCGAGGAAGACAUUAAGGAGAUGAUGGAUUAUUUGGAUUAUCGAGAGAAGAAUGGAUACACCAUACAUUAUUUGGAUGUGUAUCAGCUUGGAAGUGGAGAACCCAUUGUAAAGAAUGCGAUGGUAUAUAUUGGUACAACCAAGAAUGAAGAAUACGUCGGACCAGCUCCUCUGAAUUCCUUGGCUCAACAAAUAUAUGAAUGUCCUAGCGGUUCCAAUCGAGAAUAUUUACUUAAACUUGCAUCUGCGCUUAGAGAAAUAGCACCAGACGCAUAUGAUGGUCACCUAUUUGAUCUAGAAGAAAGAGUCAAAAGCAUGAUCAAACGUUCAGAAAUAUUAUAG